CUCCAUUUUUUCCCUUCAUGCCUCUGCAGACUGAUCUUUGAACCUCAGAUCGAUCUGAUAGGUUCCCCGGAACACAUCAGAAGGGGGCUGCUACUCCCAAAAUAAGUUGAUCAGGCCGGACAAACACUGCAAAGCUUUCAAGGAACAACACGAUCUUUUUCUGCUCUGACUCUGCCAUGGAUUUGAUUCAGGACCGCGUACAAUCUCCACGGAUACCUUGAUUUUUGUGUUUCUUUGCUGAAGGAAAUAACACUUAAAACCUAGAUAUGUUUAACUUAAGAUCUUUUAUUACGUGCGUUUUUGUUUUUAUUUCAAAGUCUGAGAGUAUAAAUGUGAUUGACCGGGAUGCAGAGGGGUUUCUAGAGACCUUUUUACGCUUUUAUGGUGAAAAUAAAUCCAUCUCAACAGAGAAUCUGGAUAAUUUACUGCUGUUAAUCUCAGCCAGAAGAUCCGAGAUAAUAACUGAUGAAAAUCCACUGGCAAACCAAGGGUGUCCCUCUGUAGAGCAGAUCUUGUCCCACUUUGGGUUCAGUAAUGUCACUCAGCUGACUGUGGAACAUCUGGAGAGGAUCUGUCCCGCUGUGUUGACCCAGGUGCUGCUGCCCUCCUGCCCCUUCACCUCCCCCAAACCUCUGCCUUCUCUUGACUACACUGUGUGGGGUUAUGGGUUUCUGGCUGUCACUGUGAUCAACCUGUCGUCUCUGCUUGGUCUCCUACUGGUCCCCUUCACCAAGAAGUCUUAUUUCCCCAAAGUGCUAACUUACUUCAUUGGCCUGGCCAUUGGGACACUCUUCUCCAAUGCUGUACUUCAGCUCAUACCAGAGGCCCUGGGUUUUGAUCCCAAAUUGGAUAACUAUGUGGCAAAUUCAGUUGGAAUAUUUGGAGGGUUUUAUAUCCUAUUCUUCGUGGAGAAGAUACUUAAACUGGCUCUCGGGAUAGAGCAUGAGCAUGGCCACAGCCACUUCACUCCUGCAGAGCCGCAUCAAGAAAAUUCCCUCCACAACGGAAACAUACUGGAAAAAAAAGACUCCAUCAUUUUGACAAGCAUCAACACCAUUGCAGCAGAUAUCAGCAACCCAAACCCAGAACCUCCACAUACAAAUGUGACACCUUCUCAGGAUGCCCAGGUAUCUGGUAUGAUGUGCCACUGGCUCCGUGGGCAACGCAUCUCCAACAUCAAGACAGUGGCGUGGAUGAUAACUCUGAGCGACGCACUGCACAACUUCAUUGAUGGUCUAGCUAUCGGUGCCUCAUUCACUGUGUCGGUAUUGGCGGGGUUCAGCACGUCCACCGCCAUUGUAUGUGAGGAGUUUCCCCAUGAGCUAGGUGACUUCGUUAUCCUGCUGAAUGCUGGUAUGAGCGUCCCUCAAGCCAUUUUCUUCAACCUGCUGUCAUCAGUGUCAUGUUACGUCGGUCUUGUGUUUGGCAUACUGCUCGGUAGCAAUUUUGCCCCCAACGCAAUCUUUGCCAUCGCAGGAGGAAUGUUCCUGUACAUUGCACUGGCAGACAUGUUUCCAGAGAUGGACGGCAUAGUACGGGAACAGAAGCGGACCUCCACCAAGAUCAUCUUCUUCCUGAUCCAGAACGCAGGGCUGCUCACCGGGUUCACUAUUAUACUGCUGAUCACCAUGUUUGCAGGGGAGAUCAACCUGGGCUAGAGGGGAGGAGGGAAAGAGGAACACAAACUAGAUAGAAAAAAUACAUAAAUAAAGGAGCUGCUUUCGUUUAUGCUUACUCGGCUGGGCAGGAAAGUGAAUGUUUUGUACAAACAAAACCAAACCUUUAAUGAAAAAAAUAAUGCUUUUAUAUCUUUUGACUGACUAUCACUUUAGUGGAAUGUUUACUCUGUAUAAAAAGGGAAAAUCGUAACAAUCAUUUGAUGUAUGAACUCUAGUCAAAUUUGUUUUUGAGCAGACAAUAAAUUAUUUUUUCAGUCUUCA
Micropterus salmoides (largemouth bass) is the source of this 1940-nucleotide messenger RNA. RefSeq names its product solute carrier family 39 member 8 (gene slc39a8). Lineage: Eukaryota; Metazoa; Chordata; Actinopteri; Centrarchiformes; Centrarchidae. The coding region runs from base 267 to 1658 and encodes 463 amino acids. Gene Ontology annotation, molecular function: zinc ion transmembrane transporter activity. The record is from RefSeq and is a predicted model, not a curated record. Gene Ontology annotation, biological process: zinc ion import across plasma membrane; intracellular zinc ion homeostasis. Gene Ontology annotation, cellular component: membrane. The transcript has 8 exons.